Molecule: messenger RNA, 453 nt
Organism: Etheostoma spectabile (orangethroat darter)
Lineage: Eukaryota; Metazoa; Chordata; Actinopteri; Perciformes; Percidae
Product: WAP four-disulfide core domain protein 2-like
Exons: 3
Coding region: 16-303 (95 amino acids)
Biological process (GO): innate immune response; antibacterial humoral response
Cellular component (GO): extracellular region
Molecular function (GO): serine-type endopeptidase inhibitor activity
Source: RefSeq, a predicted model, not a curated record
UGUGGACAUGAGUGCAUGGCACCAUAUACAGCUAAACCAGGAGUGUGUCCUCACUGGCCCUGGGACGCAGGACUGUGUGUUGAAUUUUGCUUCAAUGACAGUGACUGCCUCGAGGAUGAGAAGUGCUGCAGCAAUGGAUGUGGACAUCAGUGCAUGGCACCAUACACAGUGAAGCCGGGUACCUGCGCCCCUCCCCAGGGAACCACCACGUGUGCUGAGUACUGCUACCAUGAUGGUCAGUGCCCAGGAGAGCAGAAGUGCUGCAAGACAACCUGCGGCCACGCCUGCAGUGCACCCUACUGAUUGGACAGCUCAGUGACAAUCUUUCAUCUCUUAUGCAACAACACAGAAAAAGUAUCAUGUUCAUUUUUUCCCUACUUUUUCAACUCCAUAGUAGCACACUUUGGUACAAUACUUGAGCAUUAGCUUGCUCAAAGUAGGAUUCUUUGUGGG